AUGCCGGGUGCGCUGCCGCUACUCCACAGACAAAUCAGUCUCUCUGCGGCUCUAGACGACGAUGACAAUGUCCUCCAAGAGCUAUCAUACCCACAACGGCGCGUUGAUUUCUAUACAUGCCGUGUCGAAGAAGUCAAAGACUGGAUCUCCGGAAGCUUCAACGUGUGCAUCCCAGUUGUCAUUGAUGGGCAGGAUGGUAGAACAUCCAAAAAGGUCCUCAUGAGGUUUCCUCUGCCCUAUAGAGUGGGAGAGAGUCAACAACCAGGGAAUUCGGACGAGAAGAUUCGCUGCGAGGCUGCAACUUAUAUAUGGACUCGGCAGAACUGUCCUUCUAUAUCCAUACCGCAAUUGUGGGGCUUCGCAUUUGCACAAGGCCCAUGUUUCACCGCGAUUCAGCACACCUCCAUCUUCAGCCGCCUAAAAUGGUACCUUCACCGUGUGCUAUCGCCUCUUUUCGGCCUGAAAACGGGUUAUUUACUUUUGGACCACGUCGGGAGCUCGGAUGCUGUGAUGCUUUCUGAGUCUUGGGAUAGGUUACGCCACGACCGCAAACGCAGAGCCAACCUUUUCCGCGGGUUGAGUCAGAUUAUACUAUCAUUAGCCCAGUUUCCUUUCGACCGAAUAGGAUCUCUGACAAUCGAUAACCAUGGGAUUGUAAAGCUCACCAAUCGCCCUAUAACACUUCGUCUUCAUCAUCUAGAAAACGAGUCCGUCCCCACAAACAUGGACAGAGACCUCGUGUAUUCGACAAACGAUAGUUACUAUAUGGACCUGCUGUCCUAUCAUGACAGUCGGUUACGCCAUGUCCCAAAUUCGAUACGAGACAAGGCCGACGGUGAAGCGCAGCUGUCAACUCUGACCAUAAUGCGAGCUCUGCUGCCACAUUUCUCCUGUCGCAAACAUCGACGUGGGCCGUUUAUCAUGACCUUGACGGAUCUACACCAAAGUAACCUCUUUGUCGACAGCGACUGGAAUAUCAAGUCACUCGUUGACCUAGAGUGGACAUGCUCACGACCGGUUGAGAUGCUCCAUCCGCCCUAUUGGCUCACAAGUCGCGGAGUGGAUCAGUUAUACGAAGGAGAACAUCUUGAUGCUUUCAGUGAGAUUCAUGCCGAAUUUAUGGAAGUCUUCGACCAGGAAGAACAGAAUCGCUCUCAAGCGGGAAAGAAAAUUUUGGGUCUCGCGAGUAUCAUGAGGCGAGGCUGGGCAACUGGAAGUUUCUGGUACUUUCACGCACUCGAAACCCCCAAAGGUUUAUACAAUAUCUUCCUAGAUCACAUACAACCAAGAUACUCGAAACUAGAUGAUGCUGGGAUGGUGGAGUUUGAACGGACUGUGUCGCCAUAUUGGACCCCAGACAUACAAACUUUCCUUGACGGCAAGCUGAAGGAGAAAGAGAUAUAUGAAGGUCAUCUUCGUGAUGCCUUUUCAGUCGCCCAAGAAGAACAUCCAACCUAAAGUCACCUCCUGUGAGUUGAACCAUCGACUUGGUCGAUGUCAUGCUUGGUUUCGACUCCCGCUCUGCCCCGUGUCUCCUUGAGUCGCCGCUUGACUGCCAGCACUUUCAUUCUGAGCACGCCGACGUGCCGCCUGUCUCCGGCGAUCCUGGGCGCUCUUCCCAGACGAUGGCAACUGGUGCAUCGUCUUCUGGUC
Molecule: messenger RNA, 1653 nt
Organism: Aspergillus piperis CBS 112811
Lineage: Eukaryota; Fungi; Ascomycota; Eurotiomycetes; Eurotiales; Aspergillaceae
Exons: 4
Coding region: 1-1458 (485 amino acids)
Source: RefSeq, a predicted model, not a curated record